Cephus cinctus (wheat stem sawfly) is the source of this 2434-nucleotide messenger RNA. Its product is annotated as putative fatty acyl-CoA reductase CG8306. Gene Ontology annotation, biological process: long-chain fatty-acyl-CoA metabolic process. Gene Ontology annotation, cellular component: peroxisome. Gene Ontology annotation, molecular function: alcohol-forming very long-chain fatty acyl-CoA reductase (NADP+) activity. The transcript has 7 exons. The record is from RefSeq and is a predicted model, not a curated record. NCBI's taxonomy places the organism in Eukaryota, Metazoa, Arthropoda, Insecta, Hymenoptera, Cephidae. Bases 256 to 1779 code for a protein of 507 amino acids.
CUUGAAUCUACAUACUUGGUUGAUACUUAGCGCUGUAGAGUUGAUCAGAGUUAACAAGACGCUUCUGCGUUCUUGGCAGCUCCUAGCUCUUAUCCAUCUCCAAAGCCUGAGGCAAACACAUUCGAGAUUUGACGCCGGACGGUCAGGCUUUUCUUAUCUUUGAUCGCUCUGCGAUUUGCAUACAUUGAAAAGGUUGUAGAAUCUUUUGAAAUUGUUAGCCGUUAUCUCGUCGGAAAAUUGGAACGAGUUAUUAUAAUGGCUGUGCGUGUGACGGAUUUUUAUCGCGACAAAACCAUCUUCAUCACCGGAGGAACCGGCUUCCUGGGUAUUUGUCUAAUUGAGAAACUAUUGAGAAGCUGUCCUGAUAUCAAAAACAUUUACUUGCUUAUGAGACCAAAAAGGGGCAAGGAGAUAGAGCAACGACUGGAAGAACUUACGAAAAAUGCGGUGUUUGAGGAACUGAAGAAAGUAAAAGGCGAUGAACCAUUUAAAAAAGUUAUUGCAGUUGCAGGCGAUGUUGGAGAGGAAAAUUUAGGAUUAUCGGCUAGCGACAGAUUGACUUUGGUAGAAAAAGUCCAGAUAGUUUUUCAUUCUGCAGCUACUUUGGACUUUGAUGCUGAUCUUAAACUUACAGUUAAUAUUAACUUGCUUGGUACACGUCGUGUUGUGCAGCUCUGUCAAGAAAUGAGAGAUUUCAAGGCUUUGGUACAUGUUUCUAGUGCCUAUGUAAAUUCCACGCUUACUGAAGCUGAUGAAAAAGUUUAUCCUGCACCUGCCAAUGUAAAUGAUGUUUUGAAAUCAGUAAAGGAACUAAGUGAUUCCGCCUUAAAAGAAGCAACACCGAAAAUUUUGGGUCAACAUGUAAACCCUUAUACAUUCACUAAACAUUUGGCAGAACAUGAAAUCGCCAAUUCAUCUUUAUCUGCUGUUAUCGUACGUCCCUCUAUGAUUACUGCAGCGUGGAAAGAGCCAGUCCCGGGAUGGACAAUAUCAAAAAAUGGUCCACAAGGUUUCCUUAUGGGAGCAAGUAAAGGAAUUGUAAGACGUCUACCUGUGGCUACAGAUCUGAUAUAUGAUUACAUUCCAGUAGACAUUGUCGUAAACAGUUUAAUAGUUGCCGCUUACAGUGUCAACAAUUCAGGGGGUGAUGGUGUUAAGGUCUAUCAUUGCACAUCGAGCACAUGUAAUCCUUUCAAAUGGGAAUCUGUUGAGCAUAAGAUCAAUAGUUAUCUUCAUAAAUAUCCACUGCGCAGUGCAGUUUGGUAUCCGCAUUUGAAGUUAUUGCCUUCAUUACUAUUAUUCAGAAUCUCUGCAUUUUUCUUUCAUAUGAUACCAGCCUAUAUUUUGGAUACGGUCACUAGAAUAUCAGGUGGUAGACCCAUACUUGUACGUUUACAUAAAAAUGUUAACAAAUCUCUGAACCAGCUAAGCAAAUUCAUUUUCACCGAAUGGAAGUUUCACAAUCCUCGUAUGCUGGAAUUGCACGAAUCGCUGUUACCAGAUGACAAGCGCACGUUCACGCUAGAUGUCAGACCAUUAGUCUGGGAAGAUUAUUUUGUAGAUCUUACACAAGGAGUUAGGACUUAUUUGAAUAAUGACCCUCCGAGAACUUUACAAAUGGCUCGCUCCAAGGAUAAAGUACUACUGGUUGCACACUUGGGAUUACAGACUGUGUUAUUUGGUUUAGUAUGGUGGAUCGUUAAGAUAAUGCUGGAUUCUACAUGGUCAAAAACUGGUUUAGUUCUACCAUUGACAUACGUUCUAUUCGACCAGCUUUAAACUGUUAAGUCAUGAUAAUCGGACUUUUGAUUUUUGUUUCUUGUUAUUGUAAAUAGCAGUAAUACAACGAUACUUUGCAUCUCUUUGAAAAAACUAUUUACAGCAUAUACAACAAAAUGAUAUUCACAAAAAUACUAUCAUUAAACUUUUCCUUAUGACUUUUGUAAGAUCUAAAAUCAAUUUGUUCGUUGACUUUGUAGAAUUUGAAAGAUUCAAUAUGUUUCGUUGACUAAAUAUUCGCGAAUGUAAUUAAACGCACCAGAGAAAACUGUUGUUAUAGAUUGAUUGUUUUAGUUAUUACAAUUUGGUAUAAAGCAACUUGUUUGCACCUCAUAUGGUUCUAUAAUAACAUACAGCAGUUCUAGAAUAUGAUAUUAAUAUAAUUACAGUAUAAAGUAUAAUGUAAAUUCUCAAAGUAUUUCAUUAACAAUAUAAUAUUUUUUUGUCAAAAAAUGAUGUCUGCUAAACAAUAAUAAGAAAAAGAUGAGAUAAGGUAAAUUUAAUGCAAUAACUAUAUGCUUGCACAGUAUUGCUUAAAGGGUAUACAUUUUAAACACUAUGUCUGGUAUGUCUUUAAUGAUUUUUACUCAUUACUUAAUUCAGUCUAAUGAUUUAAAUAAUUAGAGUAAUAAAGGUAAUAUAGUUUAUAGAAAAA